Molecule: messenger RNA, 1308 nt
Organism: Gaeumannomyces tritici R3-111a-1
Lineage: Eukaryota; Fungi; Ascomycota; Sordariomycetes; Magnaporthales; Magnaporthaceae
Product: mitochondrial import receptor subunit tom-20
Exons: 4
Coding region: 227-784 (185 amino acids)
Biological process (GO): protein import into mitochondrial matrix; protein targeting; tRNA import into mitochondrion
Cellular component (GO): mitochondrial outer membrane translocase complex; mitochondrial outer membrane
Molecular function (GO): transmembrane protein transporter activity
Source: RefSeq, a predicted model, not a curated record
AUAAGAUUGGGUAAAAUUUUGGCAGCACAACCCGACGGGACGAACAGCCAUGCAUGCAGCAGCAUCGUGACCCUCAAUUCCAGCUUGCCUGUUUCGAUUUACCUCCCACCCAGCACGCCUAUUCGAUCCCCGAGCUCGCCUCUCGCACGCCCGUGCCAACGUUGAGACGCACCCUGCAGGAGCGCCCCCCGCCGACCAAAUUUUGAUUGCGGUUUUGUCAUUGACCAUGGCCGACACAAGGAUGAUAGUGACGGCCUCGGCCACGGCCGUUGUGACAGGGCUGCUAGCUUACGCCGUCUUUUUCGACUACCGGCGGCGACACAGCCCCGAGUUCCGCCGGCAGCUACGCCGAAACGAGCGCAGGCAGGCCCGCAGCGAGAAGGAGGACGCCGAGGCUGCCGAGGCCGGCCGCCUGCAUCUCAUCAGCCAAAUCAUCGACGAGGCCAAGGCGACCGGCUACCCCGAUAACGUCGAAGAGAAGGAGCAAUACUUCCAGGAGCAGAUCACGAUCGGCGAGACGCUGUCCACAAAUGCUACGGCCGACCCCGUUCAGGUUGCCCUGCACUUCUAUAAUGCCCUCAAGGUCUACCCUAGCCCCGGCGACCUCAUCCACAUCUAUAACAACAUUGUGCCCAAGCCAAUCCUUGAUGUCCUUGCCGAGAUGAUUGCAUACGACACCACCCUUUUGGUUGGCAGCACCUCUGGCGCCAAGGCACAAACUGCCGGUGCCAGCAUCUUUGAGGCCGGUGAAGGCAGCAUGCCGCCGGUGGUUGGCCUAGACUAGACGGCAGAUUGUGGCUCUCAUACCUGUCUCGCCGAUGGUUGUCAGAGCAGAUACAUGCCACCCCGAUCUUCUCUCCCAACCAUCCACCCACUUUGCUACAGCAUGAACCCACGCAGCGGUACGACCAAAACAAACAACCCUCCGUGCAUUCUGUUGGAAAGACGGACAGACCAAUAGCCACCCUCGGAGAAGCAAGGAGGAGCCGCAAAGUCCGUGCCACGAGAGCCCCUCGAUGGCUGACGGCUCCUUCUCCGAACCCCUUCCAGACGACUCUUGCUCCCUUUCCUUGUAUAAUACGGAGAGGGAUAUAUACGGGUAAGCGGGAGGGAGACGGACCCAUACUGUAGAACAUCAUGUAUAUAAACCCAUGUCUUUUUUUAUGAGGGGUCACUGGUGGCUGGGCGUCACUGGGGCGAGAACAAAAAGAAAGGGAUCUGGAGACUUGGAUGGCGCGGUGCUAAGGGUCAAACAUUGACACACUGCAAAUUCAAAAAGAGAAAAAUGAACAAGUUUAUCAUUGUGCA